This is a messenger RNA of Onthophagus taurus, 1936 nucleotides long. The record is from RefSeq and is a predicted model, not a curated record. NCBI's taxonomy places the organism in Eukaryota, Metazoa, Arthropoda, Insecta, Coleoptera, Scarabaeidae.
UCACACAAUACCUAGCAUCUAGUAACAGUUCAUUUCAACUAAACAAUUUUUUAGAUAAAAGUGGAGUUCCAGGUGUUGUCAGUGCAAGGACGGGUUAUGAUAUGUCCCCUUUCAUUCGAAGAUAUGCCAGAUAUCUUAACGAGAAAGCUAUGUCGUAUAGAACGGUCGCAUUUGAUUUUUGUAAAAUCAAAAGAGGAAAAGAAGAUGGUAUGUUGAGAACAAUGAACGCUGAAAAACUUCUAAAAACAAUUCCGGUUCUUCAAACCCAGUUAGAUGCUUUGUUGGAAUUUGACUGUUCGGCAAACGAUUUAUCAAAUGGUGUUAUUAAUAUGUGUUUUAUGUUGAUGUUCAGGGACCUAAUUAGGCUUUUUGCGUGUUACAAUGAUGGUAUUAUUAAUUUAUUAGAAAAAUACUUCGAUAUGAACAAAAAACAAUGUAAAGAAGCUUUAGAUAUUUACAAAAAAUUCUUAGUGCGAAUGGAUAGGGUGGGCGAAUUCUUGAAAGUAGCCGAAAACGUUGGAAUAGAUAAAGGUGAUAUUCCCGAUUUAACUAAAGCUCCUAGUAGUCUUUUGGAAGCUUUGGAACAACAUUUACAAUACAUGGAAGGCAAAAAUAAAUCGAGUACUUCUACUACUGUUACAACUCAGUCUACUAGCACAAUAACAACCAGCAAUCAAAAAAAUGUUAGAUCUGGAGUUAGCGCUCUUUCAUCAACGAGUUCUAGUUUUGGUGCUGCCAAUGGACGUUUAGAUUCACAUGGAAAUGGUAUUGAUGAAAGUCUUAAAUUAAAAGCUUUACAAGAGGAAGAAGAAGCAAUAAAUCAAUUUAAUAAAUCAAAACAAACAACUCACACUAUCACCGGAAAUUCAAAUAACAACCCAUUCUUGGGCACAACAACCAGCAGUAGUACAUCAUCUUCUCAAUCGACACCCGUUGUUGAUUUCUUUGGAGCAGAUCCCAUUCCAACAGCCAUUCAAAGCAAAGCUUCUGAUGAUUUACUUCAACUUAGCAAUCCGUUUUCCGAUGCUUUUGGACAAACAACAACUACAAUGCCAGCAAUAUCGACAAUGCCAGCGCUUAAUAUGUACCCACAGGCAAAUCCAUGGAUGACCAAUGGAUUUUCAUCUGUUCAAUCUGUCCAAUCGGUUCAACAACCAACACCAUUAGCUGGACCGUUUGUAUCAGAAAGCAAUUUUAAUUCGGUGUUUGGAAAUAAUGAUUCAUCCAAUACUUUUGAUUCGUUAGGCGGUGUCUUGCAACCGACGUCUUUGACUUCAAACUCGAGCUCAACCGGUUCCCAUUUGACCAACAAUAAUGGCAACAACAAUAACAUUCAACAUAAUCAACAAUCUCAACAACAACAGACCAGUGCCUUAAUUACCGGGGAUUUGGAGUCUAGUCUUGCUUCGUUAGCUGAAAAUUUGUCUAUACAUAAUAGACAACCGGUUAAAAGCGUUCAAUGGAAUUCGCCUAAAAACGGAUCAAAAGUAAGCAAUAAUUGGACUCCUCAACCAAUGGCAGCGACAACUGGAGCUGGUUAUAAACCGAUGAAUCAAUCGAUGUCGAUGACACAACAAGUUAGCAUGCAACCAACUUUAUUUCCUACAAUGCAACCACAAUUAGUGGGAAUGCGUCCAAUGGUAUCUCCAAUGCCAAAUCCGAUAAUGCAAUCGAGACCAGGAGGAAUGCCACAAGCGCCGAAUUCAAUGAAUCAACAAUCGUUACUAUUCCACUAAAAUAAUAAGUAAAAAGAAAAAAAUAAUAAUGAGUCGUAACGUAUCUGUCGUUUAAAAAAGUAAAACAAAUCGUGGUAUAAAUAUUUUUUCUUAAACAUUUUUUUUGUAUAUAAUGUAAAUCAGCGUUAACCGACACAAUCAACAGUACAAUAACUCUUCUGUACAUAUCCAUUGUUUCUCCCAAAAUAAAUAAAUAACUA